Telopea speciosissima is the source of this 694-nucleotide messenger RNA. RefSeq lists its product as uncharacterized. The transcript is spliced from 5 exons. The record is from RefSeq and is a predicted model, not a curated record. The coding region runs from base 69 to 530 and encodes 153 amino acids. NCBI's taxonomy places the organism in Eukaryota, Viridiplantae, Streptophyta, Magnoliopsida, Proteales, Proteaceae.
GUUUUCUUCGUUUCUUCGUCGUUUUCGCAGUUCAACUUUGGUUGUCGUUUCAAUUUCAAAAGAAGAUAAUGUCCCUUCCUCCUCCGUCUGAUACAUUGCCACAAUGUACGGACCAAACCCCUCUCUCUGAAGACACUACCAAACCACAAAUAAACCCUUCAACCACUCUUCAGGCCGGUUCGUUGGACGAUGCCACCAAUGUUCUUGAAAGAAAGCCUGAAUUAGUUGAAAGCUUCUUUGAUUCAGAUACUCCAGAUUACACAGAGAAGUACAACAAAUAUGAAGCUGACUUUGUUUGUCGCCUGAAGGCCAAAUAUUUCUCCAAAAAGGACUUGUAUGGAGGUGUUAUAUUUGACAAGGAAGAUACCAUAGAUGACGAGAUUAUCAAGUCAAGCAGGUUGCCUCCUACAUGGUCAUUUACAGAUCCUGUUCAUAGUUUUGAAGAUCAAAACAGGUUUUCGGCUUCUGCUCCAGAAACAUCCACCAAUCAGCCAAACAAGAAACCGCAAUGUAAAAAGAGCAGCAGUUAAUCCAUUCCCUUACCUCCCCUCAGGAAAACCCCAUAAAAUUUAGCCCAUGUGAAUUAACCCUUGUAGUCUUUACCAGUUACUGGAGAAGGUAAACCGAUAUUUUCCAUGAUUUUGAACUAUUGCAUGAAAUGGUGACUUCAUUGGAUUUGGCAUUUUCAUCCCUG